GUAUAGGUGACUGUGUUAUUGUGAGAAUGAUGUUACCAGAUGAAGAAAAUUCAGAUGUCAUUAGUAAAUAUAUAUCGUUUGAUGAUAAUGAGGAAGAGGACAUCGAAGAACACUUUCCUCGAAGAUUUGAGUUUUUAAAAGCCGUGGGAGUUUUCAUUGGUCACAGAGAAGAGGAUGGUAAAUAUACCUUUGAUACAAAAAGGCUUCUCUUAGCAUACAUUACUUGGUACUUCAUUCCAAUGUUGACUUUUGUCUUGGCAGAAUUAUGGUAUAUAUUUGAGGAUCAUCAAAACACAGUUCUCUUUGAGCUCUUCCAGUCGCCAGUGUUUGUAGGUGUCUGUGUUGUACUGCCACUGAUAAAAACCCAUUCUCUGAAGAGCAUCACAGAAACAUUACAGAGGAAUAUGGAAGUGUUGCCCAAGCUUCCUAAAGAGCAAUGCAAACACACAGAAGGAAAGGGUAAAUCUGAAGCUAACACCAAAAAUGAAGCAGCAAGUGUAGUCAUUGGGACAGGAAUAUUUUCCAUGACUGUAUUUCUGUUUUAUUCAGUAUACGAACUGAUAGCAUACUCGGAGGAAACAUUUACCAGACUAAUUGAUGAACUUCCACCUUUGCUGGUUGAUGUGAUUUACCAGAUUCUGCCACUUAUGACAACCUUGUUGAUUAUAACAUUCCUGGCCUAUUAUUCAAAGCUUUAUGAACAUCUACACUUUAAGAUGGAAGACCUGUGUGAUCACUGGUCUGACGAGGCUGCAAAAGAACUACUGAAAAAGGUAGAAGAUACUCAGCACACUUUCAGGUCGCUGAUGACUGGUUUCCUGCAGUAUGCCCUUACUACCAAUGUCACCAUCAUUUCGCUCUUGGCUAUAUUCACCACCUACCGGCUAUCUCAAGGGGCGCAUGAGAUCAUCUACCUGCUUCCAGGGGGAGUAAGCACUGUUAUGGUUCUCCUGAUAGCCUACCAUGUCCACACACUUCGUCGAAAGGGCGAAAGCCUGAGCCGCCUCGCCCGAGCUAAGGCGCGAGAAGCCCGCGGCGGCGAACCAGGCAGAUACGAGGCCCUGCGAACCCUCCAGGCGGUGCUGCAGGAGGCCCCCCCCGAGGCAAGGAUCUACGGCAACCUCCCCGUCGGCUACGGCCUCAUCCCUCUCUUGGCCGUGAUCGUCUUGGCUUACACGGGCCUCCUUUCGUCAGCGGAUUCGGACGUGUUGUUGACACUGGAGGGGGCGGAGGCGCCGGUUAACAUGUCGCUCGCCCGGGGGAAGGUCAGGCAGACAUGCAGGUGCUCCUGAGAGGCUACUCGAGAAUCACCGUGUCACCAAAAACGUGUUAAGGAAACGCAGGGUCCAGGCGACUGCCAUGAGAUGCAGAAGAAGC
Molecule: messenger RNA, 1377 nt
Organism: Penaeus monodon (black tiger shrimp)
Lineage: Eukaryota; Metazoa; Arthropoda; Malacostraca; Decapoda; Penaeidae
Exons: 2
Coding region: 27-1292 (421 amino acids)
Source: RefSeq, a predicted model, not a curated record